Syngnathus acus (greater pipefish) is the source of this 1996-nucleotide messenger RNA. It is a transcript of the gene cldn23a, whose product is annotated as claudin 23a. Gene Ontology annotation, biological process: cell adhesion; bicellular tight junction assembly. Bases 138 to 956 code for a protein of 272 amino acids. The record is from RefSeq and is a predicted model, not a curated record. Gene Ontology annotation, molecular function: structural molecule activity. The transcript has a single exon. Gene Ontology annotation, cellular component: plasma membrane; bicellular tight junction. NCBI's taxonomy places the organism in Eukaryota, Metazoa, Chordata, Actinopteri, Syngnathiformes, Syngnathidae.
ACGUCCACGCCCACGCGCACAGCCGGUAUCACUCACAAGAGUUGUUAAGCGCUUGUUGAACCCGUCUCGAGUCAGUCGCUACACUCCUCCGGGGGAAAAAAUAUUUAUAUACUCACUUGUCGAGACUUACUAUCAACAUGCCGAACCGAAGCGAAUGGAUGCGCGUGUCCCUCCGCACGCCGGGCAUCUUAAUCUUCGGCCUGGUCAUGGCGCCCUGCGGCUGGGUGCUCAUCCUGACCGCCACGGUGGCCCCCAACUGGAGGACCCUGGAGGACAUCCCGGACACGCCGAGCAACGAGUUCAUCGAACAGGGCAUCUGGGACAUCUGUCGCUCCGUCACCACGUCCACGUCGUCCACAUGCGGCUUGGAGGACAGCACGUACUUUGAUAACGAGAUCAUCGACGUGGCCCAAGGUCUCAUGGUGGCCUCGCUGGUGGUCACGCUGGUGGGCCUGGCCGUGGCCAUCCCUGGCGUCCGCUGCUGGAAAGAGAGGCCCAACUGGGUGGUGGCCGGCCUCGGAGGGUUGUUGAUCUUCAUCUCGGGGGUGUUCGCCAUCAUCCCUGUCUCGUGGUACACCCACAUCCUGGAAGACAUCAGCACGGUCACGCCGACGGUCACCGUGCGCGUGGGCUACUGCAUCGUGCUGGGCUUCAUCGGGGGCAUCUUCGAGGUCUUGGGCGGGUUCGUCAUGUUCAUCGGCAUCUGUCGCUGCUGCGGCGGAAAGAACCGCGGCGAGGUGCGGGUGGAGGAAUCCGGGCGCAGUCGCUUCAGCGCGCGCCCGCAGCCGAGACGCGUGGACGUGCCCUCCCUUAGCCGGGACCGAAGCCCCGCGCCCAGCAGCGUGCCAUACAUCAGGGACUCCAUGGACGACGUCUCCUUCCCCAGGGACAAGAGCGCCGGUCCCCGUUCCAUCGACACCACGUCCAGCGGGAGACCCUACGACGCGGACUUGUGAGGGGGCACCUCUGCAAGAACAAACAAACCGAGAGAAAGUCAAUUUAUUGCAGUGUUUCCCAAUCUUUGCUGAACCAUUAGAACAAAAAUGUCACAAAAAUAUAAUUAUUACAAAAAUAUACUUGCAUACAAGUUACACAAUUCUGCUUUAUCAAAGAUUAUAAACAUCACACUGGCAGUAACCCCUUUUUAGGUCGAAAACUGCCUUGUUUUACUUUUGCAAGCUAAUUGGAGGUUAAAAUGGCUAAGAGAUAUUAAAUAAGUUCAUAUGUUUGGAGCCAAACUUGUUGCAGUAUUAAUGUGUUGUACCAUGCAGUGAAGGAGUCAUUUUAAUCGCAGUUUCCCGUUUUUAUAGCUUUUUGGAAUUACUUGUGCCCAAAAAAAAAAGCAGUGCAAUCAAAGGAAUCAAGAUUUUGUGAAGAAAAUUCCACCAUAUGAAGAAUUUUGGUCUUUUCCAUACUAAUUUGUACAUAUCGUAUUUUUCUGUCCAAUUACUAACAAGGGCAAUGAACAAGCCUCAUUUGUGUUAUAAUGUAAAUAUAUGUUUUUGCACUUUACAUCAAUGAAACCAAGUGAUAUGACCAAUUAUGUUUUCACUGCAUCUUGUAAAAGCUUUAUUAAACUGUACACUGUCUAUAGGCUACUGUGUUCCUCUGACUUUUUUUCUCAGUGUGGUUUUUAUAGAUAAACAGAGCUGUGACUACUCAUCUAUGGCUGGUUGACUUUAAAAUAAGAUGACGAGAUUAGUAUAGUUAAGACAUUUUUGCAAUGUCACUCCUGAUUUGCAGACAAUCCUGAGAAACUACAGUUUGGCUUGCAGACAUUGAACCACCCUGUUGGUUGACUUGUAAGUGGUUAAGUAUACAGACAAUGUCACCUGACCGGCACAGCUCGUCUGGCUUGUCUGUUUGAACUACUUUCACAACUCAAACAAUGCCACACCAUGGAGAGCAGUCAGACCACUGUUGUUCUUCGGAGCUCAGAGCGACACUUCACCUGCAUUGUGUGGUUCAGGUAACAGAAUUCGGAUUAUUUUUUGUG